AUGUCCACCCAUCACGCUGCACCUCUACUCCCGUCUCAAUCUCCAUCUGCAUCCCCCUCACUCCCUUCAUCCCGUGAUUUCAUGACAUCUCUCUUCAACAGUCUUACUUCUCCUACUUUUUCUUCUCCUAUACAAACCUUAGACCCAAAUGCAACGUCAGAUUCCAUCUCGUACACUCAGAGAUUUUCAAGGGAGAAUGAGAGGGGGAAUGGAGAUGGAAAUCAAAAUGGAAAUCAAGAUCUAAAUCCAUUAAAGCAAUUAGAUGCACAGAAAAAAGCAUUAUUGAUGACGCUCCAUGUUAUUUUUCCUCCGCCGUUGCUAUUGCACGCGUUGGAUUUGUUGGAUAGAGGGGCGGUGGGGAGGGUAGUUUCGAAAAGGGAGGAGGAUAUAGAGGAGGGAAUUGGUAAGAGGGAGGGGGUAGGGGAUAUGAGGGAUGGAGAGAAAAGGAGUAUGGGGAAGAACUUCAGUGGCGCAGGACAGAAAGAGGUAGAGAAUAGUAGGAGCAUGGAAGUCAAAGAUACAGAAGUAGGAGAGACAGCCAACGACGCCUAUAACCCCAAAGUCACUCCAUCCACAUCCAUAUCCACACCCUCAAACAAGAAUCCUUCUCCUCUCACCCCAAACCACCGCUCUCCCCUCAAAACAAAGCCAACAACACUUUACCAAGUGCGCUCCUCCCAGCCCCCCAAAUGGCACUCCUCACGCUCUGCAUCCGGAGCAGGUGCAGUAACAGGUCAUGCAGCUGCAGAAAAUACAUACACCGUGCAUCUGGACGCCUGGAACUGUAGCUGUGCCGCCUUUGCAUUUUCUGCUUUUCCUGCUUCUUCUUCUUCUUCCUCUUCUACUCAUUCCUAUCCAUACAUUUCCACUUCUACUCCGUCUGCUUCUUAUUUUCCGUGGGGCUUGGAGAUCUCUCCAGAUGAGGAAUGUUCAGUUUCAUUGGAGAAGCAGAAGGGAAAGGGAAAGGGAGAGGGAGAGGGAGAGGAAGAGAAGUGGCAAUAUGGAGGCUGGACGAAAACAUCCCAAGUACCUAUCUGUAAACAUUUGUUGGCGUGUUUGUUGGUGGAGAGGUGGGGUGAUGUGCUAGGGACGUUUGUACGAGAGAGGGUUGCGGGGAGGGAGGAAAUGGGUGGCUUGGUUGUUUGA
Molecule: messenger RNA, 1146 nt
Organism: Botrytis byssoidea
Lineage: Eukaryota; Fungi; Ascomycota; Leotiomycetes; Helotiales; Sclerotiniaceae
Exons: 1
Coding region: 1-1146 (381 amino acids)
Source: RefSeq, a predicted model, not a curated record